Messenger RNA from Sander lucioperca (pikeperch), 12848 nucleotides. RefSeq lists its product as uncharacterized. Gene Ontology annotation, biological process: DNA-templated transcription. The coding region runs from base 124 to 12315 and encodes 4063 amino acids. The transcript is spliced from 16 exons. NCBI's taxonomy places the organism in Eukaryota, Metazoa, Chordata, Actinopteri, Perciformes, Percidae. The record is from RefSeq and is a predicted model, not a curated record. Gene Ontology annotation, cellular component: nucleus.
UAACUCUCGCGAGAUUACGAAACCGCAAGGAAGGCAGAGAAAAUGGAAGGCUGUGCGAGCUAGCUUGCUAGCUGAACGAAUCCAAUAAUAACUGGAAAGUAAUCAUUUGUAUCCAAGCUACCUAUGGAUGUCAGUAUGGACCCAAUGGAAAAUAACAGUGAUGCUAAUAAUUCAGAGGACCAGCAGAGCCAGUCAGAAGGGGCAGAGACGAGUGUUAGACCGACCAUGUCUCAGGUUAAAAAGUCUUGGGGGUUUAGGCGGACAACCAUCGCUAAAAGGGAGUUCUUGGAUGAAAUCGGAGACCUAACCCACAGUCCUCCAAUCGUACGCAGAGGCAGAGGCCGCCGAACCAACCAGACACCCCUGGCCACUCCAGAAACCCACACAACCCAGAGAGCUUCUGGUGCAACGAGGAGUGUUCUAGAUGACCUCGAGUGGUCUGCCCCAUCCUCGCCUGUAUCAGAGGAGAGCAAGCCAGCCUCAGAAGCUUCUGCAGGAGGGAGCCUUGACCCCAGCUUAUGGCAAGAUUUUGGGUCUGCCUUCCACACUGCCUUCUCACUGCUCGGCGGGAAUGAAGGCUUGCCAAUGGAAAUGUCAGAUGCGCUGACAGUCCCUGACAUUUUGGAAGCCACUGAUGCCAUCGUGACCCCUCUACAGGUUAUAGAAGAAACUGAGGGGCCUGAUAAUAUUGAAUCUGCUGAUGACAUGGAGCUCUCACAGCCUGUUGCUUCUGACAACGUGGCAGGAGGGGAAACUGAUGAUGUGGUGUUGAUUUCUAGUCAAGAGGACAGCGAUGACAUGACUCUGAUACAGAUUAAGGAGCAGCUGACAUCUAAAGGCAGGCAGGGUGACACAAGACCUAGAGGGAGAGGUGGAAGAGGAAAGGCCAGAGGAAGGGGUAGAGGCAGAGGAAGAGGUAGGGGAAGAGGUAGAGGAAGGGGCAGAGGGAGGGGCAGGGCAGCGGCGCUUCAGUCAAGCAUGGUAGAUGAUGAGGACAACGAUGAUGAUGAUGAGGUGGUGCUUGGAUCCAUCCAGCCAUCUGAGCACCAGCUGCAGCAGUUGCAAGAAGAGGAAAAAGAAAAUGAUCCACACAGCCUUUCUGAAAUAGAGAUCUCAUCUGCUAUCUCUGACAUCACGCAAUCAAGCUCAGACUGCAUAAUCAUAGACACUGAUUUAGACCAGAUUACUGAUGUGACUCCUGGCCAGUAUGAUGAUGCACCAGAGGAGGAGGAGGAGGAGGAGAAAAAAGACUACAAGAAUGUAGGAGAGUUUUCAGGCAUAUCUGACACAGAGGGCUCUGACUCAAAUGCUCUAUACUGCAUCUGUCGACAGAAACAAGAUAAAAGGUUCAUGAUCUGCUGUGACAGUUGCCAGGAUUGGUUCCAUGGCGACUGUGUUGGUAUCAGUGAGACACAGGGCCGUACAAUGGAGAAGAAAGGGCAAGAGUACAUCUGCCCCUCUUGCACUACAAAGAAGCAGAGCCAACUCAAACCUGAGCAUCACUCUCAACCAGAGCCUGAACUUAGCUUUCCUGAAUGCUUGACACUAAGUCCUCGCGGUGAAGAACGGGUGGGGCAUGAGGAGCUGCAAGACCUCAAGGAGUCUGUAUUGGUGGUGAAGGAGAAGCAGGAGGUUCCUGUGACGAAGCCAGAGCCCGAGCCCGAAGCUGAAAUGGAGACAGACAGCUCUUUUCCUCUGUGCAUUGGACCUGAGUGCUUCAAACAAGCCCUACCAGACUCUGUUUACUGUGGCACUGACUGCAUCCUUCAGCAUGCUGCCGUCACUAUGAAGACUCUUUCUGGCCCGAAGGUGCCCAAGUCCAGUGGGCGGCCGCAGAGAAAAGCUGCCAUUGCCAGACCCACCGCAAAGGGUCAGAGGUCGGGUAGGAUGUCUAAGAGAUUAGCAGGAAAAGCUGAGGAGGAGGUGAAAGAAGAUGAUGGAGGUCAGGAGGAGGCUGCAACUCCCUUAGCCUGCGACCCCAGUCUCUCAGAAGUUCAGGCCACUUCCAUACCAUCAUCUAAGCUUUACACAGCGUCUAUAAAGGAUUGUAAACAGGCUGACAAUGAGGCUGUAACUCCUUCAAAACAACCUCCUGAGGACACCACGACAGAUGUGGCUCCCUCCUCCCAGCCUGCCUCUGAGCCAGCCCCACCACAGAGCUACUCUCCAGAAAAGGCAAAGGAGCCAGUCAACAGUGGUGUGCCUAAGCAGCAAUCUGCAGAAUCAGAUCCCUCUAUACCACCCAACCAAGCAGAAAUUAGUCUGUCUCCAGCUGCACCAUCCCCAUCCACCUCAGCUCCCAGACACCAUGAAACAGGGGCUCUUAUGGUCACUAAGACCACAUACGUCAUACCAAAGAAGCAGCCUGGACCCCAGCCUCCGUCCAGCCACGUGUCAGCUUCAGCAUCAGGUCAGAAGUCUUCUUCAGCCCCAACGCUGCUGAAUGAAACCAGAAAUCUGCUGGUGCCACCUGCACCCAGUGCUCCCUCCUCCAGACCCUCUCAGCCCAAUAACCAGGUCAGACAGAGCAUCCAGCGCUCCCUCAGCAGCAUCCUGUUUAAAAGGGUGUGUGAUUGUGAGGAUUUGGAGAUGUCCGAGAGUGAAGUUGCAAAGGUUGUCGCAAGCAUUGAGAUGGAGAUGUUUGACAUUUUUCGCAACACAGACAGCAAAUACAUGAACAAGUACAGAACUAUAAUGUUCAACCUGAAAGACCCAAGGAACAAGGGCUUGUUGUGUCGGGUUGUACGUGGAGAGAUCAGUGCCUUCAGACUGGCCAGGAUGAGCCAGAAGGAUAUGCAGGCUACCAAAGCUUCAGAGCCAAGUGUAAAAGAAACAACAGAGGUUAAGGAUGCAGCUGCUAAAGCGAUAAGUUUGUUGCAGAAGCCUGAAGCAGUGAAGGUUGAUUUGCCCAGUUUGAAUCCCGCAAGACCUGAUAGAAAUAUGGUUGCUUCCCAGGAACAAAAAAGCUUUCCUGCUCCUGCUCUCAAGACCAGAAUAAGCCAGGGCAGGGCUGUACCAGAUAUUCUCGCAUGUAUGCUGAAGGACACAACAUCUGAGCACAAGGCUCACCUCUUUGACCUGAAAUGCAAGAUAUGCACAGGCCAAAUACUACUUGGGGAAGAGGAGGAACCCGCAAAGAAAAAACCCAAGGUUUCUGAAACAAGAGAUAAACAGGAACCCUCUUGGAGAAAGUCUGCAGGAGAUGACUCCCCUCUGCGGGCGCCACCUGAUUCACCUGACAUGGAUUCUCCAACAUCAUCCCUAACGGAUCCUUCAUCCCGCCUUAUCAUUGACGCUCCAGAAUUGACUAUAGUCGAAUCCCCUGCUUCCCCUAUAAUGGACUCUCCAGCCUCCCCUACUUUAGAGUCUCCAGCUUCCCCUGUCAUGGAGUCCCCUGCAUCCCCAACACCAGACACUCCUAAAACUACUACACGAAAGAGAGCAUACACACCAGUUGUGAUCCCUGCUGUAUCCACAGUCACCAUCACAAGGCGUGACCCCCGCACUGCAGCAAGCAGGUUAUCUGCUUUGUCUAGUGUCACCUCUGGCCCCAGUAACACAACCCAAAACCCAUCAGUCCCUUAUGCUCCUCUUAAAGAGAGUAUCUCUGCAUUGCCCUCAGCACCUGCCUCCUCACGACCACCAACGAAACCUAAAUCUAUCUUAAUGAAGCCAUCUUCCUCUGUGGAUCCCAGACUCUAUGGCACAUCCUCGAGGACCGUGAUCUCUGAAUCCCCAGCUGAUGGCGAGACUUCUCAGUUCUUGGCUAAGCAAGAUAUAGUGUGGAAAGGCUUCCUAAACAUGCUCACUGUAGCCAAGUUUGUCACCAAGGGAUAUCUGGUUUCAGGAUCUGCUGAAAAUCUCAAAGCGGAUCUACCUGAUACUAUACAAAUCGGAGGACGAAUCCUGCCUCAAACAGUGUGGGACUAUGUUGCAAAACUAAAGAGCUCUGUUACAAAGGAGUUAUGUGUGAUCCGGUUUCACCCUGCAACAGAGGAGGAAGAGGUGGCCUAUGUCUCCCUGUUUUCCUAUUUCAGCAGCAGAGGUCGUUUUGGUGUGGUCGCCAAUGGCAGCCGUUCCAUCAAGGAUGUGUACCUUGUCCCACUCAGUGCAAAGGAAUCAAUCCCAUCCAUACUACAACCUCUCAAUGGACCAGGGCUUGAAAGAAACAGGCCUAAUCUUCUUUUGGGUCUGGCAGUCAUCCAGAAGGCAAAACGUCCCGGAUGUUUGCCUCAGGAAAUUGAAGAGAAGAGACCCAAAGUUCAUAUGUCCAAAGACCCUAUGUGGAUCCCAAAACCCCCAGUCCUCUAUGGUUCUGACAAAUUGGAGAUAUUCCAACCCUACGAUCCAGAGACUCCUGCUAGCACCACCCCUCCUGGCUCACCACCUUGCCCUGGCUCACCUUCAGACUCUUCCUCUUCUGGAUCAGUUACCAUACCAUCUCCUUUUACUUCCUUUAGAACAAACCCUCCUGUUCCUACCUCAGCCACUCAGUCAACCUCUAAUAGCAUCUCCGACAAGAAUCCCACAACAGCAUCCAGUGAUAAGACACCGCUGCAGACCAUCUUGAAUAGUUUGUUCGGCAAUAAACAAACUGACUCUGUGGUCUCUUCUGACGGAAGUUCUACAACAACAACAACAACAACAACAACAGUUAGUGUUAAGAAAGUCCCAAUGUUUUCUCAGACCAGAUCAAUGGUGGAUCCAAUUGUCGAACAGUAUGGACAGAAAUCCAAAGUAAAAAAAAUAGAAGAAGAAGAAAAUGAUUUUGACCGACCGUAUGACCCAGAAGAGGAGUAUGAUCCAGCAAUGGCAUAUGGAAUGGUUGCUCCUCAGAGCAUAGAAAAAAUUAAGGCAGAUGGCCCUGCAGUAUCAGGCUUUGUAGAUGAUGGUGUGGCCUAUGAUCCAGAGGACGAGACCAUCUUUGCAGAUAUUCAAAGUGAUAUUGUUGUGACAAAGCCCCCGGUUCCAACUCAAACGUCAAGUUCUCCAUCAUGCCCAGCCCCAAUUUCUAUCCAGAUUGUAACGCCAGCUCCUACCUCCACUCCAGCGCUAACCUCUACUCCAGCAGGAGUAAGGCAGAACAUUCCUACGGGCACUGUGGUUGUCUCAGCUGCAACACUAACUGAACAACAGCGGAUGCUCGAGGAGCUCAAUAAGCAGAUUGAAGAGCAAAAACGACAGUUGAAGGAGCAGGAAGAGGCACUACGUCAACAGAGAGAGGCUGUGGGCAUGUUCAUGGCUCACUUUUCUGUUUCUGAUUCCCUGAUGUCUCCCCCACAAAAAUCUUUGCCAGUCAGUCAACUGUCAGAAUCAACAGACAAGACCAGCAACCUUACAGAGACUGUGGACAGUUCAAAUGUAGAAUCACAAACUGUUAAGCUAGAAGACACAACUGCCAUCCCUAAUUUAGAAAAUGAUGCAGAUAAUGUUACAGAGCAAGAUGAAACACAGGAAAAUGUUAAGGAAUCCUCUGCCGGAGAGAUUGAAGAUUCUGAUGUAGCUUAUGAUCCUGAGGACGAAUCUCUUUUUAAUGAAAUUCAAGAUGAUGUAUUUCAAGGAGGCAGUAUAAAGACUCGUGAUUCAUCUUUGUCUAGAACAGGGCAUAGUGCCAGCCGGAAGGGCACUGUGAAUGCAUACCACAGCAGAAAGCGAAGACUAUCACCAAAGAAGCGGAGUCAUCGUGAAAGGGACCACCAUAGAAGCCCUUCAAGAAGAUCACAGCGGCGUUCUCCUUCACAUUCCCGGAGACGUAGAGAAAGGGAUAGACACAGAAGAAGUGAAAGGGACAGGUCAAGGCAUAGAGCUAGAGACCAGUCUGAACGGCAAGGUCACCACAGUAAAGAGCGUUCUACACACCGACAUUCUCAUGGACGUAGAAGAUCCCCAUCAUCUCUUGGAAAAAAAGAUUCUGGGUCCCUUUCACCAAAACAGCAUAGAGAACCUUCCCCUCAAGUCCUUGAGAAAUCAAAGCCUUCAAGUGUUCUGUGUAAUGCUCCAGACUCUGUUGUUGGACAAUUUGUAGAGAGUAACACAUCAUUAUUUACCUCAGUUACUUUUAAAAAUAACCCUGAUGGGAAUCAGCUAAAAAGUAAUCUUGAUGAGAGCAUUGAUAAAGGCUUUUCUCCACGUUCACAUGGACUUCUUCACAAUGUGAAGCUUGAGACUUCAGAGCCACCAAAAUCCCAGGAGCUUAAAACAACGUCAGUCAGCGACCAUGACGACACAUGUAGUGGUUCUUCUACACAGGUUGAUAAACCCUCUCAACGGGAAACUCUGUUUUCAGACAAGUUUGAAAGUACUGUUCCUCUAAGAGUAAUUGAUCCUCCCAUUCGAGAUUCUCCUCAGAGCCCUGAUCCAGAGCCACAGUUUGUGAAUCCUAGCAGCACAGCACUUGACUCUGUUAAGAUUGAGGAAAUCAGACUUCCCGAGAUGCAUACUAGUGUCUCAAUGCCACAUGUUAAAGUUGAAAAUAAUUGUCUGCCUAUUUGUGGUCAAGCAACAAUGUCCAAUAUACUGUGGCCAACUGUUGGAGGUCCAAUAUCAAAUGUUAGAAAUAUGGAUUUUAGAACCCUAAAUCUACAGAGCUCAGGUGUCAGUGAUACAGGUAUGAUAGAGGAAGACAAACGGAUAGAAGGGGGAAGUCCAGGCUUAAAGCAUCAAAAAAUACUGGGUCAUGGGGGAGGACAUUCAGAUCCAGCUACAGACCCAGAUAUUCAGGGCUCAGGACCUAAAAUAGAUCCUGUGACAAAGCGUCCAGGACCUGGUAUAAGUGAUCCAGGUAUUAGGAAUGCAGGAUCACAUAUGAAAGAACUUGUACAUAGGGGGCCACAGAUAGAUCUUAGAGAAACAGGAAUUAGAUUUCCAGGGCCUGAUAUGAGAGGUCCAGGCAUGAAAGGCAUAAGUCCCAGUAUUUGUCCUGGAUCAGACACACUAGACCUAGCUAUAAGUGGUCAAGGGAAACAUGUGAGGGACCCAGGGACAGGGAUGCAGGGUUCAGAGGCAAAUGUGAGAGAACCAGUAAUUCAACAACACAAUAGUGAUAGAAUUGGUUCAUUGCCAGUCAUAAGAGGUUCUGGGAUGAGGAGUCCAGUGCAAAAUAUGCAGAGUUCUACUAUGCAAUGUGUAAACCAAGAAGUAAAAGGUCCAGGCCCUGAUAUGAGACACAGCGAACUAGAAGUGAGAGGAAAAAUGCUUGUAACAGCUGUUGCAAAUUCACAUAUGGGAGGAUCAGACCUACAGAAUCAGAGGGGAGAUCCAAUCAUGAAGGGCCCUCCGUCAUAUAGACCUGGGCCUGACAUAAGGGGCUCAAGGGGUCCUUUAUCAGCUAUGUAUCAUCCAAGUCCAGAAAACGCAGAUGUCAGGCCAGGUGUGAUGGAAAUAAGGAGAGAUCAAUCUUUCGGGGGUCCACAGAUCGAAGGUAGGGCUCCAGAUAUUAUAGGAAGAGGCCAAAAAGAUAGAAGUGAAAGUCCACAUACUGGGGGUAUGAGAUCUGCUAUGAGGGGUGGAGGUGUAAGAGAUCCAAGUCCAGGUCCAUCUUUUAGGGGCUCAGGGAGAGUUCAAAUGCAAUCAAAGCAUGAUGGCAGUCCAGUUUCCAGUAGUGGGCAUAGAGAACAUUUUAAUGAGCCACUGCCCAAUAUAAGGACUGAAAGGAUGGUCCAUGGCCCUGACAUGACAGAAGCAGAAACAAUGCAUAAUUUAAGAAAUCCAGAUUUGACAGAAAGUUAUAUGGAGCCUGGUCAAGAUAUGGAUAGUAUGGGUGGCUCAGAUACAAGGGGUGAUGGCAUGCUAAACAUUACAAAUCCAGAUUGGAGAGGUCCAGGACCAGGUUUUGUUGGUCCUGAUAUGAGGGGUCAGAGGAGUCAAAAUAAAGGCCUGGGCCCACAUUUGAGGGGUCCAGAUUGGAGAGGCCUAGGAUCAGAAAUAAGAGAUGUUUGGAGAGGGUCAGAUAUGAAAGGAUCAGGUCCAGUCAGAGGAGGGCCAUUUAUACAAGAUGAAUGGAGAGUCCAUCAGCCUGAUAAGAGUGAUCUAAACAUAGAGAGCCAGGGGCAUGACACAAGAGGUGAACCAAUGUCUGAAAUGAGAGGUCCAAACAUGGAAGACCUUAGGCAUGACAGGAGAAGACCAGGAGGUCCGGAUUUCAUGACACCAGGACCUGUAAUGAGGGGACCUGAUAUGGAGGUCCCAAUGCAUGACAGGAGAGGACCAAGAGGUCCAGAUUUAAUGAGACCAGAGCCUGAAUGGAGCAGUCCAACUAUGGGCAAUCUAGGACCUGGCAUGCAAGGACCAGGGGUUCCAGAUUUUGUGGGACCAGGACAAAGGCGAGGUCUAGCUCUGGAGGGCCCGGGGCCUAACAGUAGAGGACCUGGGGAUCCACAUUUCAGAGGACCAGGACCUGAGAGGAAAGGCCCAGCUAUGGAGGGUCAAGGACCGGCAGGUCCAGAUUUCAAGGUGCCAUGGCCUGAAAGGAGAGGACCUGGAGGUCCAGAUUUCAGGGGACCAGGGCCUGAAUGGAGAGUUCCAGCUAUGGAAGGCCCUGCAACUGACAUGCAAGGACUUGGAGGUCCAGAUUUCAGUGAACCAGAGCCUGAAAGGAGAGGUUUAUCCAUGGAGGGUCCUGGGCAUGUCAGAAGAGGACCUGGAGGUCCGGAUUUCAGGGGACUAGGACCUGAAAGGAGAGGUCCAGGUAUGGAGGGUCCUGGGCCUGACAGGAGAGGACCUGGAGGUCCACAUUUCAGUGAACCAGCGUCUAAAAGGAGAAGUUUAUCUAUGGAGAGUCCUGGGCCUGCUAGAAGAGGACCUGGAGAUCCAGGUUUCAGUGAACCAGGGCCUGAAAAUAGAGGUUUAUCCAUGGAAGGUCCUGGGCCUUCCAGAAGAGGACCAGGAGGUCCAGAUUUCAGAGGACGAGGACCUGAAAGGAGAGGUCCAGUUAUGGAGGGUCCAGGGCCUGUCAGGAGAGGACCUGGAGGUCUAGAUUUCAGGGGACCAGGACCUGAAAGCAGAGACUUAUCUAUGGAGGGUCUUGGGCAUGACAGUAGAGGACCUGGAGGUCCAGAUUUCAGAGGACCAGGGCCUGAAAGGAGAGGUCCAGUAAUGGAGGGUCCUGGGCCUGACAGGAGAAGAACCGGAGUUCCAGAUUUCAGAGGACCAGGGCCUGAAAGGAGAGAUCCAGUUAUUGAGGGUCCUGGGCCUGACAGGAGAAAACCUGGAGGUCCAGAUUUCAGGGGACCAGGGCCUGAAAGCAGAGGCUUAUCUAUGCAGGGACCUGGGCCUGACAGGAGAGGACCUGGAGGUCCAGAUUUCAGAGGACUAGGGCCUGAUAGGAGAGGUCCAGCUAUGGAGGGUCCUGGUCCUGACAGGAAAGGACCUGGAGGUCUAGAUUUUAGAGGACCAGGGCCUGAAGGGAGAAGCUUAUCUUUGAAGCGUCAUGGACCUGACAGUAGACGAUCUAGAAGUCCAGAUUUCAGAGGAGCAGGACCUGAAAGAAGAGGUCCAGCUAUGGAAGCUCCAGGACCUGACAGAAGAGGGCCAGGAGGUCCAGAUUUCAGUGGACCAGGACCUCAUAGGAGAGGUUCUUCUAUGGGUGGUUCAGGGCCUGACAGGAGAGAAAUCGAAGUUCUAGAUUUCCAGGGACCAAGGUCUGAAAGGGGAGGUCGCACUCUGAACAGUCAAGAGCCUGACAAUAGAGCACCAGAUGGUCCAGACUUUAGAGGGCCUGGGUGUGAAAGGAGAGGUCCCCAUAUCAAGGGUCAAGUGCCUGACAGGAGAGGUCCAGGAGAUCAAAACACUUAUUUAAUGGGUCCUGGGCCUGACUUCACAGGACUGGGGCCUGAAAGAACUGGUUCAGGUAUAGAAGGUCCAGGGCCUCACAGUAGAGAACAGGGAAGACCACACUUCAGGGGUCCUGGGCCAAAAAGUGGACAAACAAAUAUUGAGGGCCCAGGGCCUGACACGGGAGGUCGAGACAUCAGGGGACCAAGGCCAGAAAGACCAGGUUCCAGUAUGCAGGGUCCAGGGCCCAACAGGAGAGUGCCUGGAGGUCCAGACAUUAGGAGACCAGGGCUUCACCAUUCAGGUCCAAACAGAGAGGGCCCAGGGCCUGACAGGAGAACUCCAGAGAUGGAGGGAACAGGAAACAGCAGGAGCUUUCCAGGAGGCCCACUGUUCAGGGGUCCUGAGACAGAAAGAAGACCUCCAGAUAGGGAGGGCCCAGAGUCUGAUAGGAGAGGUCCACAUUUUAGAGAAGUGAGGCCUGAAAUAACUGUUAUGGAGGGCCCAGGGCCAGAUAGGAAACAUCCAAGAGGUCCAGAUUUUAGAGGACCAGGUUGUCUAAGCAGAGGUCCAGACAUUGAGGGUCCAUGGCCUGGCAGACAAGAACCAGGAAGUUCAGACUUUAGGGAGCCUGGGCCUGAGAGGAGAGGUCCAGAUAUGGAGGGCCCAGAACCAGAUUGGAGAAGAUCAGGUGGUCCAGACUUUAGAGGCCCAGGCAGCAGGCAGAAAGCUCCAAAUACAGAAGGUCUAAGACAUAGAAGAGAUGACUGGGAAGGGGCUGACUUUGGAGGAUCAGAACCUAUCCAAGAGAGCCCAGUUAUAGAGGGCCAAGGCCCUGAUAGAACAGGUCGAAACUUGAGGGGUCCAAGGCCUACUAGGGGAAACAUUAGAGGAUCAGGGCCAAACUUCAGGGGCUCUGCACCUGAUAGGAGAGCCACAGACACAGAGGAGCAAUGGUCAGAAGGAAUAGGGCCCAAUAUGGAGGCUCAAGGAAAUGAAAGAGAAUGUUCAGGAGAUGAUUGGAAAAUACAUGGCAACAGGGGUUCAGGCCCCAUCCAAGAAGGUCCAGGUCAGCAGGUUCAAGAACAUAGUAGGCAAGGUCCUCGUAGAGAAUGGAGAGGCCCUGAAAGUAGGGGGCCAAGGCCCAUACAGGAAAGACCAACUAUGCCAUUUCUAGGGCCUUUGAGAGCUCCAGCAGAUGAUUGGAGUGGUCCUGGUGUCAGGGGUCCAGGGCCUGUUCAUGGUGACCCAGAUAUGGUAUGCCCAGGGCCUGGUAGGGGGAGACCUGGAAAUGGAUGGAAUGAGCCUGAUAGAGGGGAUGCUGGGCCAAACAGAAGGGGGCCUGGACCAAUUUUUAGUGGAGAAAGAGAGCCAGACAAUAGAGGUCAGGGUCGUGAUAGAAGAGGUCUAGGCAUGAGAGAACCAGUAUCAGAUAUGAGAGGGGGUCCAGAUAUGGGGAAUGACUGGAGGCAGCCAGACAUCAGGGGUAAUAUGAGAGGGACAAACAUGGAAGGACCUGGGGCUCGUAGUGGAGCUCCAGACUCAAUGAUUUGCCCUAAUGGGAGAGGAUUUGAAAUGGAGGGUCUUGAUAGAAGAGUCCCCAGAGGACCAGAUUUUAGACACCAAGGGCCUGAAAACAGAAAUUCAAACAUUGAAGGUCCAGGGACUGAUGGGAGGUUUUCAAAUUGUGGGGGACUAGGAUCUGAAAGGCAAAGUGUAGACAUGGAAAGCCCUGGAACAGGUAGACAAGGAUUUGAGCAUGAUUUUAGGAGGAGAAGUAGAGGCCCAGACAUAAGAAGGCUAGGGCCUGGUAAAACAGAUAUUAGGGGGCCAGCACCUGAAAGUUCAGAUCUAAGACAUGGGCCUGGGAGGUGGGAUACAAACAUGGAGGGCCCUGGGUCUGAUAGAAGAGGUCCAGAUAUGAUGGGCCGAGGGUUAGACUCAAGGGGAUAUGAGCAUGACAUGGAAGGGUCGGAUAUAAGGGGCCCAGGGUGUGAUGGCAGAGGGCCAAACAUGACAGCAUCACCUCAUUUCAAUAUUACUAAUCAAGUUACCAGAUGCCAAGGCCCUAGUGAUCCAAAUUCUGCACCAUGCAAUGGACCCCUAGGUCCAGCUCAAAACAGUGGAGGAAGCUCAUGCCCCGGUUUUGACAAUCUACAAAAUCAGCAAGCAGUAAAGCUCCAUAGACACAGAGCUGCCUUACUUCCCACUCCAACAGAAGGUCUCAUACGAUUCCCAAAUCGUAUGAUCAACAAUCCUGAUGUCUUCAGCCUGAAACGAAAACAAAUAGGUCACCCACCUGACAGGGAGUGGAGUAGAGGUAGACCAGUGAGUCGAGAAAGAGAGUUGGUCAAAGGGCAAAGACAGGAGCAGGAGAAAAGUCCUGCUGGUAAAAUAAGCACCCCUGUAGAUGCAAGUACAGGGGGUGGAGAAGGAAAAAAGGAAGUGGGCAAUGAAACUGAUAAACAGGGUGCGUGUGUAGAAACUAAAACUAAACAAAUUAUGGGCAGUGAUGAAAAUAAAAGCAAUGCUCAGCCAAGUUAGACAGACUAAAAAUCAUAACGCAUGGACCCCUUAAGACAGUAAGGCUGUCGAACUAGACCUGCGAAAAGGCUUAGUAUAAUCAAAUUGAUCAGAGAUACUACAGCAUAAAACACAUUGAAUGUACUUUUCUCAUAGAAAGUGGUUGUCCUUGUCUUACUGAAAUUUCAACAAGACUUACAGGGAAAGCCAUGCGAAAGAUCAGACAUUGUAGCUUGAUAUGAAAUGGUCAGAGGUAUUUUAGUUUAUUAUGUUCUUGUUUGUGUUGCAUUUAUUUUUGUUAUUUGAUUGACUAAAUCCUCUUAUAUUUAAUCAAUCACUUGUAAAUUCAACUCAAUGUGCAUUUUUAGUUGGAAAUAGUAAAACAUGCUUUGUACAAAAAUUUACAUGUUUUUUUUUGUUUUUUAACAUUGUUAUAGUGUCAGUACAGUAGCCUUGAUCUGGCUUUAAUGUUCUGCUGAUAAAAAAUGGCUUGUUUCGUUGUUCUUUUAGGAUGUAAGAAGUCAAUAAAUGAUUUACCUUUUUUUUAAAUUGUA